AACAUUGUGGAACGCGCUGCAAAUCACAGCGCGCAUUUUGUUAAAAGUUUAAUGUAAAUAUUUGCAAACAAGUAUAAAGUUUAUUAAUUGACAAAAUGUACAAUCAACUGCUGCUGUCGCUGGCGGUGAGCACGGUUCCAAUACUGGCGUUUGCAUUUGUGGGACUUUUAUUGCUGCACAAAUUAUAUGUGAAAAUUCGCUCUAAAUUCGAUGUUAGCGUAAAUUGCUGGUUUUGCAAUCAAUAUACCCGCGUACCCUAUUUAGAAUCGAACAGCUGGACGUGUCCUCACUGUGAACAAUAUAAUGGAUUCACCAAAGAUGGGGACUACAACCGUGACAUAUUUUCAAAAAUGGAUUGCAGUAAUUCCUCUGCAGGUAUAGCAAGACUUAAUCAAUCAUCUGAACAUGACUCUUCAGACUCAGCGCUGUGCGUUCCCAAAAAUGGGUUUUGUAAUGAGUGCAAUGAGGCGCAACGUUUAAAAGUGGAGAAGUUGGCACAAUUUGAACCAAAGAGAGAAUCACGUUUCGACGAAGAACUCAAAGCUUUCAAAGUAAAAUUGGAACAGCAAUAUCGCUUGUGUGGCACAUGUGAACGUCAUUUAGGAAAAGUACUUCAUGAAAAGAAAAAAAUGGUUCUGGGAUCGAAAUUUCUUGAUUUCAUUAUAAAAGGUGCUGAAACACUGAAACAACCACAUUUCAGCCAAGUCCGCCAUGUGCAGUGUCAGCACUGGAAACGCCGUCUUUCGCUUCACACAACCAUAUUGACAAUAUUAAACUUGUUUUGUUUAUUCUGCAUGUUGCCGACAUUGACGCGCGAGCAUCUCACAUCAGUUUUAGGAGAACGAGUCGGAGAGCAGCUGUUUUUGGCUAUUUCACAUGCGUUGGCAUUGUGUCGGGUGUUAACCGCAUACCUGACUCAAAUUGGCGCGCAUCCAUUGUUGGAGAAGUGUAAACUACUUUCGCGCACAAUUUUCAUGAUGCUUAUGUAUUCGCUUGGGUUAAAGAUGCCGCAAAUCACUCGCAUUAGUUUUUUUUCGCUUUACGUGCUUGCAUAUCCUUUUGUGCUGCUAGGAAUAUCUUUCGGCUAUAAAAUAAUUGAUGGUUUUAAACUGACACGUUUCACAUUUUUGUUGACCUUAUGGAGCGUAUUUGCAGGCGGACUAAUAGAUGAGCAAUUAUACUUUCCGCCAAAUAUUCUAAUGCUCAUUGCGUCAACGCUAACCCUUGUUCUCUCAUUGACAAAUGAAGUUGAAGUCUCUCCGAAACUUCAUGAUAAUAGUGCUACCAGCUUUCAUAAGAUCUAUUCCGAGGACUACUUAAGCGAUGACGACACAAUUAGCAUGUUAAGUCAACAAUUCAAUUGCAGCAGCGCAAGCACCGUUCGUUCACCUUCAACACUAGGACGACCAUCGCCCCAGCAGAAGGCGCAGCUAUAUAAAUCGCCGGUUACUUCAUCAACUCGUUCUUUACACAACGGAACAAAUACAAAGGUUUCUCCCAACUCUACCUACAAAUCUUCGUACUUCGAUCUGCAACCUAGUGCACACUCAGUUCGGCCUCAUUAUGCAGCGUCGUCCAUUGGAGAAUUCCACUCGGCGCUCUCAUCUGCCACAUUGACCGCACGUGCUCCAUUUUUUGGUUCAAAUGUGGACAUAAAUAACCUGGAACGUGCGCGGUCACCGAUGUUUGGUCAAAGUGGUAAUAACUUAAGAAAUGGCUUAAACGCUUCAGUAUUAAAUGCAUCCUUCAAUGGAGAAUCGAAUGCGCAUUUAACAACGCAAAAGAACGGUUUCUAUGGUCAGUAUCGCAUCGGGGUACCAAUGAGCCAGCGCAACUUCUCUGGAAAUUCUGGUGGAUUACACUCGCCAUUUUCAUUGUCCAGUAACACGGUGUAUCAGCGUCCUGCUUCGACAAAUUUAAUCACGCCAUCUCGGUUCAGCACCACUUGUAUUGCACAAACGCCUGCCACGUCCUGGUUAUCAACCGGAAGUUUGAACCAACUUAACAAAAAUUUUCCGGAACCACGGCAAACAAUGACCACAAUUGGAGAGAAUUUAUCGCGCGCUUCAUCGCAAUCAUCGGGGUUCGAGUCUCAAAACGACCGAUUAAAUAUGUCACGUGAGAACUCAUUCAGCAACGAAAGUAACGACAAUGCGGCGCAUCCUUCAGAAGCCACAAGGAGCUUUCAGCCAAUUGACGCUGGCAGUCGUUCGGCUUUCUCCCCACGCCCUUCGCUGUUGACUAACCCGCAGUUGGUGACUCCAUUAACAGUAAAUUGUGGUUUGACAUCACCUCCCGCCUGUCAAGCGCCAUCUAUGGGUGACCUUUGGGCUGCACCCGCUCAAAGAAAAGGUCUCGGAGGACUUGACAUAUUUAACUUACGUAAAAUUAAUGAUGAACUGCCACUGCCCACUCAUAAAUAUAAACGCGGUGAUCUGCUAAAAAAAUGGAAGGAAAGCCAAUUAAUUUCUUAAUUUCAAGUUCUGCCAUGAUUCAUACACAUAAUUGUUUUUAUCACCUCACAUUAAACAAUAUUCAUUUAAUUUCUAUUAACUAAGAAAUUUUUAGUUUAGUUAAAUGUAUAUUUAUAAUAAGUUAACGCGGACUCAGGAGAGGAGUAUAAUUUAUUGUUUAGUUAGCAAGAUAAUUGUAACUUUUACUAUAUCAUAUAGCACAAUUCUUUCAUAGCUUGUACAUAUAUUUUUUUUAUUAUUUAUACAAAAACGUUAAAAGGCAGCAGAUUGAAAACAAAGUUGUGUUCAAAAAUGUUGAAUUUCUAACAAAAUACUGACUACAUUAAUGGUUACAUUAGUGGUUUUGGAUUGUAAUUUUAUUUUUGAAGUUCUAGUUAUAAUCGUAAACUAAACACUGCCAUGUAAAUUUGUAAAUUGUUUCUACAAGUUGACAUGUUCAAAGAAUGUCUUAAGGAAUAAAGGCUACUUUCAAGUUUUCAUAUAAA
Messenger RNA from Bactrocera tryoni, 2959 nucleotides. RefSeq lists its product as uncharacterized. Gene Ontology annotation, biological process: nuclear migration along microtubule. Bases 96 to 2474 code for a protein of 792 amino acids. Gene Ontology annotation, cellular component: nuclear membrane. Gene Ontology annotation, molecular function: lamin binding; actin filament binding. The record is from RefSeq and is a predicted model, not a curated record. The transcript is spliced from 4 exons. NCBI's taxonomy places the organism in Eukaryota, Metazoa, Arthropoda, Insecta, Diptera, Tephritidae.